Molecule: messenger RNA, 1070 nt
Organism: Aspergillus homomorphus CBS 101889
Lineage: Eukaryota; Fungi; Ascomycota; Eurotiomycetes; Eurotiales; Aspergillaceae
Gene: pre3
Product: proteasome core particle subunit beta 1
Exons: 5
Coding region: 146-844 (232 amino acids)
Cellular component (GO): proteasome core complex
Molecular function (GO): threonine-type endopeptidase activity
Source: RefSeq, a predicted model, not a curated record
AUCCACCAGCCGCCUCCAGCCCGAUACUUCUUGAAUACAAUCGACUUAAAACUCUCCUUUCAUCGACUCCCCUCCAUACAAAGGGCUAUCUGGUCUCUGCUUUAUACACGCAUCUUUGUUUAAUAACCCUACUUCAUCAGUCACUAUGGUCGGCCACGGUAUGACGGGCAUGCUCGGUGAAGACGGCAUUCAUGUUGAUAUGAACCACUUGAAGAAGGGCGAGGUCAACCUAGGAACGUCGAUCAUGGCAAUCAACUUCAAAGACGGCGUGAUAUUGGGAGCCGACAGCCGAACAACCACCGGAGCUUACAUCGCCAACCGAGUGACCGACAAAUUGACACAGGUGCAUGACACGAUCUGGUGCUGUCGUUCGGGGUCGGCUGCCGACACGCAGGCCGUGGCUGAUAUUGUAUCUUACCAUCUCAACAUGUACUCGAUUACAAACAACGAGGCACCUAGCACUCAGGUCGCCGCCGCGCUGUUCCAGGAACUGUGCUAUGAGAACAAGGACAUGCUAAGUGCUGGCAUCAUCAUUGCUGGAUAUGAUCCUCGACAUGGAGGACAGGUUUAUUCGAUACCCCUCGGCGGAUCUCUUCAUAAGCAACCGUACUCCAUCGGCGGAUCGGGGUCAACUUAUAUCUACGGAUACUGCGAUGCAAACUGGAAGGAAAAUAUGACUGAGGAAGAAGGCAUUCAGUUUGUUCGGUCCGCCCUGCAGGAGGCGAUCAAAUGGGACGGCAGCUCUGGCGGUGUGAUCCGACUGGUGGUCUUGACGUCCAAGGGCGCUCAGCGGCAUCUCUACCUGCCGGACACGGGUUACACUGGCCCUGGCGUCACCAACUGAUGACUGUAUUCGUAUGGAAUGAUGAUUUAUAUCGUUGUUAGCUGUUGAUCAACAUGAGCUUUCCUUCUUCCUCUUCACACUAAGCAUAUUGUCGUCAUGAGCAUAACUUCACCGUCAACCUGGUCGAUAAAAUCAACACUAGUUCUAAGCAAAGAGAACGAGGGGUGCGGUCGGUCAUCCGUGGCAGGGUGAAGGACUGUCGGUGACUCGAGCGAGUAACUGGCCU